AUGGCGGAAACAUUUCUGUGUGGUGCUGUUGAUGGAGUGGUUAAUGGAGAUGUCUAUCAGGAGAGUAAUGGUUCAACAGAUUCCUAUGCUGCCACAUCCCAAGUAGAUCGACUGCAGUCAGAACCAGAGAGUAUUCGUAAGUGGAGAGAGGAGCAAAAGGAGCGCCUGGAGCAACUUGAUGCGAACUCACGAAAGCAGGAAGCAGAAUGGAAAGAGAAAGCAAUAAAGGAGUUGGAAGAGUGGUAUGCAAGGCAAGAUGAAAAGCUCCAGAAAACAAAAGCCACCAACAGGGUGGCAGAUGAAGCUUUCUACAAACAACCCUUCGCUGACAUGAUUGGUUAUGUCACAAACAUAAAUCAUCCUUGCUACAGCCUAGAACAGGCAGCUGAAGAAGCCUUUGUGAAUGAUGCAGAAGACAUUUUUCCAGGCACUGAGUGGGAACGUGUGGCUCAGCUCUGUGACUUUAAUCCCAAGUCUAGUAAGCAGGCAAAAGAUGUGUCCCGCAUGCGUUCGGUCCUCAUCUCACUCAAGCAGGCUCCACUGGUUCGCUGAAGGAAAGCAGAAUGGAAACACUACAAAUGCAAUAUCUUAACCUUACUCAGAGAAGUUAUGUUUGCAGUAAUUGGAUUAAUUGUUUCAAUGUGUUUUUUGGACCAAAAUGUAUCAUGAUGUAUCUAGAGUUGAUCAUUGUUUGAUUGCAUGUGCUUCCUCAUGUUUCCCUUCUGUGUCUGAAAUGGGAGAACCUCCAAAACUGUAGUCUCUGUGCUACUGUGCAUUGAGAUGUCACUUCGCACAUUACUGAUAUUAAAAAUCUGUUAAAAAG
Cariama cristata (Red-legged seriema) is the source of this 823-nucleotide messenger RNA. It is a transcript of the gene CLTA, whose product is annotated as clathrin, light chain A. The record is from RefSeq and is a predicted model, not a curated record. Gene Ontology annotation, cellular component: clathrin coat of coated pit; postsynaptic endocytic zone cytoplasmic component; plasma membrane. Gene Ontology annotation, molecular function: clathrin heavy chain binding; structural molecule activity. Gene Ontology annotation, biological process: clathrin-dependent endocytosis; intracellular protein transport; clathrin coat assembly. The transcript has 7 exons. Bases 1 to 552 code for a protein of 183 amino acids. NCBI's taxonomy places the organism in Eukaryota, Metazoa, Chordata, Aves, Cariamiformes, Cariamidae.